AGCCGGCAGUCGGCAGUAGUCGGUAGCGGUCCUCGGGUUGUGUAAAGCUUGCUUAACGUUCGAUAGGCAGCAGCAAAUCGCAAACAAAUAAAUAUUAAAGUUGGUUUUGCAGGUGUUUGCUUAAUUUUUUUCGUGAUAGUUUUAUUAUUACGGUUGGAUUAGCGAUCUUUUUGAGUGAGUUUUAUUCAAGAUUUUGGGAAUAGAAUGAUGAACAAUGGGUAUAGUCAAAGAGGGGAGUUUUAUGCCUCCAAUCCUAACAUGUGCUUUGACAAUAAAGCGAUGGUGACACCUCUGCCAUCUGUCGGCGUCCCUUCACAACCGAACGUUCGCAUCAACAUUACCGAUCCCGACAAAGCAAAUCCCCCCACUCAACAAACAAAGCUGCCAUCUAGUUUGCGAUUCAGGAGACGCAUUCGAGUGCCGCACGCCGUCAACGCAGUUAUCUGCGUCCUCGUUACAGCUGUGAUCAUUUUCCUAGAACUGGGAUACAUUCCCGCCACAAAAACUGGAUUCUACUGCAAGGAUCCGCUACUUUCCUACGAAUUUAAAGGAGAUACAAUCACAGCAACUACAUUACUAGUCAGCAAUUUAUUGUUAGUGCCUCUGGUCGUACUGUUCCUCACCGAGUUUUUCCAAAAAAGGAACCCUUGGCAGAUUUGUGCAAGGGAAGUUUGGUACUUUUACAAGGAAUUUAUUACAGGGUGUGCUUUGGUUCUGCUCAUCACCGAGGUUAUGAAAGCGCUAGUCGGUGAACACAGACCGCAUUUCUUCGACGUCUGUCAACCGACAACUGCCAAAAACUGCACUCCAGGAGAGUACGUCGAAACCUACGAAUGUACCGUCACCAAAUACAGCAACUACUUCAUGUCUGACACUUCUAGAAGUUUUCCUAGCGGCCAUUCGUCUUUGAGUGCAUUUGUUGCAUUUUUCUGUUCCUAUAUUCUACACGCACGACUGUCCACUGUCCAAACAGGCCAAAUCUUCAAACUCUUCACUAUCUCAAUGUGUGUCACGUGGGCUCUAGUCUGCUCCCUGACCAGAAUCACUGACAAACGCCACCACUGGUGGGACGUGGGCGUUGGUAUGCUGCUAGGCACCGUCUGCGCAGCCUAUUCUCUCAGUAUGGUGCGCAGAAAACCCGAAACUAUGCCUCGCGUAGCGAUGUCCACCACUACGUUGUUGGACAUCAAGAACAAGGACGCUAAAAGUGAAAUUAUUUAGGUUAGGUUAUCAAAUGAUGGUGUGGAGAGAUUUAAGAAUCAUACCGCAGAAUAGUUUAAUUGCAUUGACUUUAAUAGUAUUUAUUCUUUAUCCAUAAUAUUUUAAACAAGUAUUAUUAUUUCUAUAACAAAAAUGAUAUCUAUAGAAGUGUUUGCAUGUAAUUAUGGUUGAUUUCGUUAAUUAUGAACAAUUUCCUUCAAAAGGAGCAAAAGAAAUGCUAUUUCUGUUUCUUUUGUAAUUACAUUUACAAAACUGUAUUGCUUUGUAAUAUUAAUGUAUAUACUACAUAAAAAAUGGCUAACGCAUUUUGAAGGCAUCUGACUGAAAGUCUUGCUCCUGUAACUAUUCUGAACCUGUACAUGAUUUUUAGAGAUAUUUAGUGGCUAUAUAUUAUUGUUAAUAUAACUAAACUUAAAAUAUACAGGGUUUUUAAUUAAAAUAGCCAUGUUAUAUAAGUGAUGUUAUUAUUCAGUGAUGUUACUACCUGUCUGGUUGUGUUUUGUUUAUUUUGAUUUACAUUCCUACUGCAUUUAGAGUUUUGACUACCUCCAAUCCGUAAGCCUGCCAGAUAUCACACUAAAUAUCUCUGAAAGUCUUGUACAGGGCGGUCGAAAUUGGCCUGUUUUAACAAAGAAACCCUAUUUCUUGACUAGAUGGAACAAAACAGACAUAGAGAUCAUGGGCUCGAUUUAUGAGACACUUAAGUGUUUAGUUUAAUGGCGUGAACCGCCUGUUGAUAUUUUCACUGCCAACUGAGAUCCGGGGUCUUUUUGAAUUUUUUACUAUUUUGAAAAUUGCUUAUCUAUAAUAUAAUAUCUUAUAUUAUUAUCGCAACCA
Messenger RNA from Sitophilus oryzae (rice weevil), 2058 nucleotides. Its product is annotated as phospholipid phosphatase homolog 1.2 homolog. The record is from RefSeq and is a predicted model, not a curated record. Gene Ontology annotation, biological process: phospholipid dephosphorylation; phospholipid metabolic process; signal transduction. Bases 205 to 1221 code for a protein of 338 amino acids. Lineage: Eukaryota; Metazoa; Arthropoda; Insecta; Coleoptera; Curculionidae. Gene Ontology annotation, molecular function: phosphatidate phosphatase activity. The transcript is spliced from 5 exons.